This is a messenger RNA of Melanotaenia boesemani (Boeseman's rainbowfish), 2388 nucleotides long. It is a transcript of the gene hbp1, whose product is annotated as HMG-box transcription factor 1. The transcript has 11 exons. NCBI's taxonomy places the organism in Eukaryota, Metazoa, Chordata, Actinopteri, Atheriniformes, Melanotaeniidae. The record is from RefSeq and is a predicted model, not a curated record. Gene Ontology annotation, cellular component: nucleus. The coding region runs from base 160 to 1512 and encodes 450 amino acids. Gene Ontology annotation, molecular function: RNA polymerase II cis-regulatory region sequence-specific DNA binding; protein binding; RNA binding. Gene Ontology annotation, biological process: regulation of transcription by RNA polymerase II.
UAACAGUAAUUCCCACCCCUCGACUGAAUGCCUCGGAGUUUCUUGAUGGCGAUAGAUAUGCAGAUGUGUCAGAGUCUGAUGAUGGAAGUUGAGUAAGCUGCACUGUAGCUUUCUAGAAAUAAAGAGAAAAAAGAAAGGAUAUAACAGAUAACUGCAAAAAUGGAUGAGUCAUUUGAUCCACUCAAGUGUAACGAGGACCUGCCUUCCUCACCUGGAUGCCACAUGGAUUAUGAUGACAUGCCUGAACUGCAGGAGGUGGAGGAGGACCAGAGGUCCCAGGGUUUAUUUCAGGUGGGAGCAGUGUUUCACCAGGAGCUCAGCUGCUCCCCGAACACCAACUGGCUCGCUGAGUUGGCCAAAAUUGCCACCAGUCCUCAGAGCCCUCUGCUGAAGGAUGCCCCACACAAGAGAUCAUCUCCAGUUCAUAUAUUUGGCAACAGUAAUAGUUUACAUUCCUAUGCCCGGCCCCCAUUAGCCAGCAGCGCACCCAACCCGUCCAGAGGCCACCUCAGGGAGCGCAGGCGUGUCAGGGCCAGCAGUGAAUCGGAGUCUGGUGUUUUCUCAAUGUCUUCGUCGUUUUCUGAUGAUGAAGAUAUGGCCUGGUCUCACUCCUGGCCCUCCACGGCCUGGCAUUGCUUCCUGAAAGGAACUCGCCUGCGCUUCCAUCGGGGUCCUAAUGUGGAGUGGCAGGAAGCUGAUGAACUCGGGGAUUCAGAUGAUGACUCGGAUGAUGAAACCAUGAUGCCAUCCUCAUUUUCUCUCAAGAGAUAUGGCUCAGAUGGACUUAAGUUGGUGAACCAUGAAGAGACAAUAUCUUUUGGCCAGGCAGUUCUUAAGCUGACCUUUGACCCAGGAUCACCAGAUAAGGGCCUUCUAACAGCCGAGUGCCGAUUGGAUCACCCAUUUUUUGUCAAAAACAAAGGGUGGUCUUCCUUUUACCCAAGCCUUACUGUGGUGCACCAUGGGAUUCCUUGCUAUGAGAUGCAGCUGGGAGACGUGUGCCUGCCACCGAACCACCCAGAUGCUAUUAACUGUGAUGACUCAGUUGUCUUUGACACUUUCAGAAGCUAUGACUUCACCCCUCUAGAUUCCUCAGCAGUAUAUGUUCUAAGCAGCAUGGCUCGCCAGCGCAGGGCCUCCCUGUCCAGUGGGGGUGCUGUCAGCCCAGACUGUGAUAAACUUGAGCGUUCCUGCUCCCCACAAUCCUCCAGUAGCAAAUCAAACCGGAGCCACAACUCAGGGACAGCUAGUGGUGCCACACCUACAAAAUGCAAGCGGCCAAUGAAUGCCUUCAUGCUUUUCGCCAAGAAGUACAGAGUGGAGUACACGCAGAUGUAUCCUGGGAAGGACAACAGAGCCAUUAGUGUCAUCCUGGGUGACAAGUGGAAGAAGAUGAAGAGUGAGGAGAGGAGGAUGUACACCAUGGAGGCCAAGGCUUUGGCUGAGGAGCAGAAAAGACUCAAUCCAGACUGCUGGAAACGUAAACGAACCAAUUCAGGUUCCCAGCAGUAGAUAACCCCCCCAAGAAUCCUCAGCUGCUGGUGUUUUAGCAUGCAGAGGUGCUGAACAGUGAUGGACCGCUUGAUGCCUCUUCGCUCUCCUGUAAUCUUGAGACUCAACUGUGAUGCUGAAUUCACUCGCUUUUGUAACCUUAAAAUAUUAUUACAGAAUCAUAAAAUAUAUACGAAAAAUGUAAUCUAGUCACUAACAGUGCAUAUAUUUUCUUAUAUAUGUCAAAGAUGUCUUAUUCCCCUUAAAAAAAUGAAAACCUCAUACACGUCAGGUCAUUUUUUUUUUAUUCAUUGGUGGAGAAAAAAUUGAGAGCUUGUGGUGCUAUGCUUCAGCAUAGAAGGAGCAACAAGCAGCAAUUUAUAAUAAUAUAAGGGGAAUUUUUUUAAUAGCUUUUUUACAACUGUUCAUAUUGAUAUUGUUAAGAUUCGAUAUAUUGCACAGAUUGGUAACCCUUUCAUGCCUUUCAUUUGUAUUUCAAUGUAUAUUCUGCCACUGACCUAUGGUCUACAGUCAGUGAUUUUUUUUUCCCUGCCAACCACCUCUAACCCUCUUUCAGCAUGUGGGGGUGGAUUUACACUUGGUCACAAAGCACUUCAGCCCUUCUCUGUAAGUGCUUAUAUCUUCUGCACUUUAUAUAGAUAAUGUAAUCUAAUCCUAUACAGCCACUGUAUACAUGGUGGAGACAGUUUGUAUAACACAUCAAGUAUCUUGAUAGUUAGCCAUUUGACACAAUCAUGGCCCUGCAGCCAUGCUCCGCUUUCAGGUUGCUAUUGAAUUUUAAGUGCUUUGUUCAUAAUGUACAGGUUUCACAGCACCAACAACCUCUUGCACAGAGUAUCCUUGUAUUAUAUUAUAAAUAAUUUUGUAAACUUCUCA